This is a messenger RNA of Ornithodoros turicata, 6625 nucleotides long. RefSeq names its product integrator complex subunit 1-like (gene IntS1). Gene Ontology annotation, cellular component: integrator complex. Lineage: Eukaryota; Metazoa; Arthropoda; Arachnida; Ixodida; Argasidae. The transcript has a single exon. Bases 133 to 6474 code for a protein of 2113 amino acids. Gene Ontology annotation, biological process: U2 snRNA 3'-end processing. The record is from RefSeq and is a predicted model, not a curated record.
CUUGUUUAUCAAACAAAAUGGCGCUGGUUAGCAUUUGCCCGGUUUUGCCAGCGAUAUGUAGAUUAGGAGCUCCGCUGACGAGUUUUUAAUUAUGUGAAUGCUACAUAAAGGUCGAGAGUUCAGUAAUCAAUUAUGGAGCGAGAAAAGGGAAAAUCUUCCCAAAAGAGGGGCCCAAAUAAGGUGAAAGCUCUCUUCCCAUCAGGCGAUUUCAUCGCUCUUGGAUCAAAACAACGGUCGGCCGACGUCCCAGAACCGAAACCGUCAUCAAAAUCAUCUUCAUUGAGCACAGCAGGCACUAGCGGUGAACGCAAAAGAACAGAAAGCAACGCGGGACAACCGCCUGUUCAAUCGAAGAAACAGAAGCUCUCUUCAAGCUCGUCGUCAACGUCUGCGUUACCCCGUCUGGCCUCUGCCGCUUCGCAGGGCAAGAAAGAUACGACAAGUGCCGACGACCAGUGGGACGCUAUCGCUAUAGAAGUCGAUCCCACGGACUUUCUGAGCAGAGUGCUAAAAGCGGAGGAUUCCGGGGACGAAGAGCGGGUGGAUUCUCUCAUGUGUGGUGCGGUGAAAACUCUCAAGAGCACGCGGCCGAAACCCGAUCCGAUGCUGUAUCUGACGCUGAUGUUUAUUGCCAAGGCGAGGCCCAGAAUAUACGACUCCGAAGUCGUGAUCGAAGCGUUCACCAGCCUGCUGAAGCGAGACGUCACGAUUAAUUUCAAGACGAAAGGGAAUAACCUGAUUUCGGUGCUGUCGAGUAACCUCCUUCUGGCAGCGUUUCAAGACACCAACUGCUGGCCCGAACAGUUCGUGAAGGUGUUCGUGGAAGAUUCGCUGGGCGAUCGGAUUUGGGUCGACCACGAGGAGUGCAAAAGUUUUGUGGCAAACGUCAUUACUGCUUUUAAUACGAGGUUGCCACCGAAGAGCAUGAUGGCACCAGAACUCGUUUUCAAGCCGGACGCAUGCCCGAGUCCUCCUGCUGCGAUGAACAUCGACGACGACGAUUCAUUAUCUAGUCUACACCUCGAUCUCAAAGAGGGCACCGAAAACAUCGCGGUGGUUCCGCGCUACGCGUCAGUGCAAGCGACUAUCGAGCAGUAUAUUCUGGAGAUAAUUCACGAGCAGCUGACCCGUCGACAGCCAAUGGACAUAUCGAAGAACUUGCUGCGGCUUCUGAUAUGCGCUUGUGGAAUCAGCGAAGUGCGCUCCCUGGUGGCCCAUCGCCUCGAAACGUGGUUGCAAAAUCCAAAGCUCACGCGACCCGCUCAGGACCUGCUGCUGACAGUGUGCAUGAACUGCAACCAGCACAAUAAGCACGACGUGGAAGUCAUCGGCUUUCUGAUCCGGAUCAGGCUGAAGACGAAGCCCGUGGUCAACCAUUUCUUGCAGUGCAUGAAGGAAUUGCUGGGACAGCACCCCGAUAACUUGAGCACUGUCUUGAAGCACUGCAUCUACAACGAACUGUCCAACUCGCGUAAUCCAAACAACAUGCAGUUGCUCUCCGUGAUUUUCCAGCAUUCGCCCGACAAGGCGGCCCAGGUCCUUGCCGAGGUCUUCCAGGACCUGUUGAUAAACCGGGACGACUACCUGCGCUGCCUGCGGGCCUUGUUCCGCGAAAUUAUACGUUCCCUGCGGCACGACUUGAAUUUUACCGCGUUCUGCCAGGGCUUGAUGCAGGAAAGGAAGGAGGCACAGUAUCAAGAACUGGAGCAGCCGCUGAAAGAACGUUUGUUUGUCUCUCUGACCGACCUAGUUGUACUGUCCAUCUUCUUGGCCAUUACUCCGGCUGUCCGUGAAGCGGCUACGGCUUUCUUCCGAUCGGAGAAGAAAGACAUGUCGGCUUUUCGGUCUUACCAGUCGACCGUGGCCACCAUACAGAGGGACACAGUGUGGUGGCUUCAUACGGUGGUGCCGAAGAUGUUCAAGCCUGCACGAAACGAAUUCCUUCACUGUCUUCACAAGGUGCUCUUUCUCGAACAACCGGAGCAUUACUACAAGGACAACUGGCCUCCCGAAGGGGACAGACCAUUUAUGCUGAGGCUGGCCUCGGACGUACCUGUCUUGGAAGAUAUGUUUAUCAGAGUUCUCAUCAUUGGAAUGUCCAAGGACCACCCCUUGAACCCAUCUGACGCGUUGGAGCUUGUAGAGCAGCUUGUAAGAAGAGCAGCUUCAAUUUUCAAGGAAGACACCCAUCCUGUGCUGGCAGUUGAGCGAACGGAGCUCAUUGAUCUGCUGUUUCACCUCUGCGCGUAUCACCAUCCGGAAAAUAUUUCGCUGCCCUCUGGGUACUCACCUCCAAAGCUAGCCAUUGCAGAUUACUACUGGAAGGCGUGGAUCAUGCUUCUCAUCAUUGUAGCCCACAACCCGUCGAGCUUUGGCCAAAUUGCGUGGGAGGGCCAUCCAACCUUGAGGAGCAUGAUGGAGAUGUGCAUCACUAACCACUUCGUAUUUCCUCCACCGACCAUGACAGCGGGUGACAAAGGGGACGACAUCAAGACUAGAGAGGUGCAGAUCAGUCAGGUGGAGAAGCAGAAGAUUCUCGAAUUCGAGACACAUCUCGCAGCUGCGUCAACAAAGGUCACCAUCACUGAAAGCAACAGUCUGCUGCUCUCAAAAUUGAUUACGAUGGACCCACAAGGCCCUGCAAGGAGGCCACCACUGCAAGUGCUCGAUCAGCUCAAGUCUCUGAAUGAAACGCUCAAGCUCGGCCAUCUGUUGUGCCGCAGUCGUAAUCCCGACUUCCUUGUCGACAUUAUUCAGCGGCACGGUACUUCACAGUCCAUGCCCUGGUUGGCUGAACUGGUGGAAUCAUGCGAGGGUUCCUUCGACCAUCUUCCUGUCCAGUGUCUUUGCGAGUUCUUGCUCAGUGACGCGUUGGACUGUAACGCAGCCGGCAUAGAUCAAGAGGAGGAAAAGGCUGACAAGGGCAGAGGCAAAGCGCUCCAGAACAAGAAACGAAAGCAACAGCAGCUGCUUCAGCACCUACAAAAGUUGCUGAGAAAUCCCGACGACCUUCAAGCGACCUGCGAAGUUCUUGACUACCUCAUGCGACGUCUGAGCUCACAACAACAGAAUGCCAGAGCAGUCGCUACUAAAGGACUGACUCUGGUGCUCAGCCAGAUUGGGAACGCCGCGGAGUCCGGCAAGGUCGAGUCGCUCCACGAUUACGACUGGCUCCUCAAGGACAUUCCGGUGUUGCCACACUUCAAAGUUGUGCGCAUUCAAGUGAGCCACACCCUCCGCCUCGCGUGCCAAGUGGAGAACGACCCGUCCGCCAUUACGGCGUACGUCAAGUUCCUGGCAACCUACACGCCGGACGAAGACCUCGCAGAGCUCUCGUUAGACAUUGCACAGCUCGUCGUCGAGCGGCCCACGAUUAUCAACUGCAUCCUUCCGCAGGACACGACGACUUCGAUCUACAGCCAGAUAUUCCUGUCCUCAUUGCUCGAUAUUUUCACGAGGUACCUGCAGAUCGCGAGAAAGCCGUCGAAAGACAUGUACUGGUACGAGUGCCAGGACCACAUCAUGGUUCAGUGGCCCUCCGGCGAAACUGCUACGAUGCACAUCCUCGUGGUCCACUCGAUGAUAAUCCUCCUUACGUACGGCCCCCCCGAACAGGACCCCGAACCGUUCACAGCCCUGCUGGAAACGUGGUUUCCGCAAGACGGUGACCCACCCCAGGCGUUCCUCGUAGACACGUCCGAGGAGGCUCUGCUCUUACCCGACUGGUUGAAGCUGAAGAUGAUCCGGUCUUCCGUUGAAGUGCUUGUCGAUGCAGCCUUGAAGGAUCUCGAUCCUAACCAGCUGGUUUUAUUCAUACAGUCGUUUGGGAUACCUGUUCACAGCAUGGGCAAGCUGCUUGCCUGCUUAGACGAGGCCGUGGAGUACGACGAGGAAGCCGUCGUGCAAGCCGUCGUUGAUAAGGCGUACAUGUCGCAGUUGGUGGAAGUGCAGCACCAGAGAGGGGCCGUUGGCGGAGAGAGGUUCUACAGGCUGCUAGGUGAAAGUGAGUACGGUGACGCCAUGGCAGACGAGGACGACAUCGAGCCGGUCCCGACGUCCGUGAUACAGCAUGCACCUCCCAGGCCCAUAGAUGCCUCUCGUAUUGACUCCAUCUCUAAGGCUGUGAUCCAGCUGUACAGCUUAGAUCCGAGACUGGGAAAGCUUGGCAACAAACAAGAACAGGAGCUCUUCAGGGGCCUCCAAAAGGCCUUUUCUCAGGAUGUGCUGAGGAAGUGUCUCUUUGGAAGCUCUCUAGCAGAAUUCAUUCACACGUGCGAACACAUUUUGGAGAGUGACCAGUGUGAAAGGUUUGUUUCUGCUCUGCAUGCAAAGCCCUGUGUGUCGUGUUCACUAUUUAGGCUGGCGAUCGCAGGCCAGCAGAAGGCAGCCUCGAACUCCCCGCUUGUCUUCAAGUUCCAGUGGGUCUGCACAAAGAUCCUGGAACUUACAAAAACUACUUCACCCCUCACAAACGUUUUGCAGCACUUCUGCACGUCGAGCUCGUCCUCGAGGAACAAGGAUCAGGCACCACGGCGGCUGUCACCAGCAGACGUGAAGUCGGCAAACAUUGUGGAUGCCCUCACGUCCGUCGCACGAAAUGAGUCAAAGCGCUUUGAAGAGGCACUCUGCGUUUUGGUUCAGCGGGCCAUCAAGCUGGGCAACAGCCAGCCCCUGAUCCAUGCUCUUUCGAAAAUCCUCUGCGGCAACAUGUUUGAAUGCGAGAAGGUCACCACUAGCUUUGUGAUCGUUGACUGGUUGGAACACUUGGAACCUGAAUGUAUUUCGUCUUCGCCAGAGCUUCAGUACCAGCUGCUUUUUCAGAACAGCACAAAGAACCCCCUGCUGAGAACAACGUUCCGCCCGUAUCUUCUGGCCCUGCUCAUCCAUCGGGCACACUGGAACACCUUGCACAACGUCAUCGACGAGGUGCUUUCAUCGUCGAAGAAACAGUACGACCCGACCGCUGUGCUGGACUUCCUCCAGGCCUGCAUGUUCAUUCCGAAGAUAUGGCAGGGACGCGAUAAGAAGAUUCCAAAGCAUUACAUCCCAGAGAAAAUCUUGCUUUUCAGUCCCGAUCAGGUUUGCUGCAUGACCGAUUACAUCAUAGAGGAAUUGCUGAUGAAACCUGGACAGGAACGAGAGGAAGAAGCAAAGCUAUCGUCACGCCUGCCUCUUCUUGAACAGGGGUGCACCGAUCAGAUCCUGAUAUCUUCUGUGGUCUGCCACCUAGUGUCCAUUAUACAAAGCGAGCCUGCCCGUAGGGGAGCAGCAAAAGACUUGCUUGUGGAGCUUUACCUGUGUGUUCCGAGCAUAAUCUCGAUCUCGGAUGCUGUUGUAGACACGCUCAAGGACAUUGAACCUCAGAAAUCGGGCCAGACGAAAGUGGACGUUCUGUCGCACACGCUUCUCCUUGCACUGUCAAUUGCCGACCUCAACAGGCAGGCCCAGCAAAAGCUUGGCGACCUGAACAUUGCUUGCAGAAAGUUAGCGGCUACUCAUCCGGAGCUUUUGCUUCGUCAGCUUCCCAUGGUGACAAGUCUGCUGCACAGCCGCUCUGGUGUUGGAACGUUCCUCUUCGGCACUCGUAGCCAGACCUCUUUUUUCGUCAACAUGUUGGGGAUGUUGGAGCUCCUGGUGCCUCAACUCUUUGCGGACGCCUAUUGCCACACCGUGAAUGAAAUUUUGGAUGUCUACGUUGAGGCUUUCCAAAGUCACCUUCAGUUUGUACGCAACCAAGACACGAAGGAGGUGGUUGUAAAUUUGCUGAAUUCUUUCUUGUUGCUGGUGCACCGUUACCUCCAGCACAGUUCAACCGAAGCACGGCUAUGGAUCCAGAAGCAGUUCGCAAAUUUUCAAGACAUGUCGUCCCUGGUUCCCGACCUGAUGAGCCUUCGGACGCUGUUGGCUGGCACUUGCAUACAUCACUAUGCUCCGGACGGAGCAGAGAACUCAAAGGACUCGGAACCUGGCACUUCAAAGGCGUCUUUCCAGAGCAGUUCGUCCGCAAUGCAGGGUCCUCAGAAGAGCUCCGCCGCAAGAGACCUGAGGCUUUCGAUCGAAAAUGAAAACUGCAACCCCGAAGAAAUACUCUCUUCGCUGAAAGAACUUGAGCUGGUCGCAUCGAGGAAACCUGAGGCCAUGUUGUCCUACCAGGACGACUUGCAGUGCAUUGUGCUCAGCGGUUUAAACAUGGCCUGUUGCGGUUUGGCUUUUAAGCUGUUGAUGCAGAGCAUCAGGAAUAGUCCGAGAACUGCAGGGCAGUUCAUAUCCGGUUAUCUGCAGUGUCUCGGAAGUGACAGACGUGAGAUUGUGCAGAUGGCGUUGGAGCGUCUGCCCGAGUUUGUUGUUCUCGCUCAGGAGCACGGAAGUAUCUUGUUGCAGAAGGCAUUCCAGGUUGGAAUUAGUACUAAUGUGAACAGUGCUGUGCCAAUUACAGAAGCUUUAGCACUCCUGAAUUUGCAGUAUGGUAAUUAAGUGCGGCUGAUUGUACAGGAACAUUUGUAGUACUUGUGUUUUUGUGUGUACAUAAAUGUGGACAAAAAUGGUAACUCUUGAAGUGUGUCUCAUGUUCCAAGUAAAGAGACAAUAAAUGGGCUGCCCUAUAGGGCAUGGUUGUUUAUGUCAA